Molecule: messenger RNA, 1396 nt
Organism: Amaranthus tricolor (Joseph's coat)
Lineage: Eukaryota; Viridiplantae; Streptophyta; Magnoliopsida; Caryophyllales; Amaranthaceae
Exons: 2
Coding region: 141-860 (239 amino acids)
Source: RefSeq, a predicted model, not a curated record
UUUAUUUUAGAGUAUACAAAAAAGUCUUGUAGGUUAUCGCUACUUACUAAUUGAGGCUGAAGGAUAACCUUUUGAAAAAAAAAAAUUUGUUUGAUAAAUAAUUCUUCCACAAGCCAAGCGUCUACAGCAAUAUCACAGGAAUGGGAACAUAUAACUGCUGCACACAUCCCUCCCUACAAGAAGUAAAUUUUGGUGAAAGAUUUGCAUUCACAUGUAAUGGAUGUAGAGAACUUGGAUAUGGAUCUUGCUAUACAUGCCAACCACACUGCAACUAUCAUUUACAUAAUAUUUGUCGAAAUGCUCCUCCUACAAUGUCUCACCCAUUCUUUAAACAAUGCCAAUUUGUGUUAGAUAAGAGUAUAAUACCCCCACCAAAACAUCACUAUUACCAAGGAUUAGAAAAUUUAUGUGUUGCUUGUGGAACUAGUGUACAAGGAUGGAGGUAUGUCCAUACUAUCAAUGGGUCUUAUCCCAUAUUUAUGCACCCACGGUGCAUGACAAUACCUUACUCUACGUUGUAUACGAGGCUCGAAAGCAUUGACUGUGCGCAUUGUCGAGGCACGAUUAGUAUGGGAAGUGAUCAAGGAGUUAAGGGAUGGGGCUUAUAUAUUGAGCAUGGUGUUGUGGUGCAUGUUAAGUGUGUUAAAGAGAUGUUGCAUAAAGAUUGGGAGAGAAGAUAUUAUGGUGUGAUUCCACAAUAUGUGGAUAAUAAUUAUAAUGAUAGGGAAGAACAUGGUCAAGCAAAUCAAGUAACAGGAAUGCUUUGGAAAGUCACAAAAAUGGUUAUUAGACAUUCAAUAUAUCAUGCAUUGGGGCUUUCUCAUUUGAGUGUGCUUGAGCUUGCAAGCUAUAUGUUUUGAUGGUUUUGAUUGGAUUUAUUGUGCUUUUCACUAUGGCAUAUUGAUAGGUCUCUUGAAUUGUAAUCUAUUACAUGUAUUUGGUAGUAAAUAUUCAAGAAUGUUGGAUUAUGAGUAGUUCCUUGAUGGUGUGAACAACAUUUUUCAAUUCCUUGUAAUAUUUGUCCGAACAAAACUUAAUACAAUUGGCGGUAAUCUGGUUACUCGAAGAGAAACAACUUUCUGGAAGUGAUUUGUAAAAUCAAGAUCGACGGUUAGAAACUUUUGCUAGAAUGCAAUUUGAUUUUUUUGAUGAUAAGAUCAUGUGUUUAGGUAGGCGAUAAAAUGAAAACAAUAUAAAUAGUUUGCAAAGAUUCUUACAAUAUGAUCAAAUGUAGUGAAAUAUAAAACAAGAAUCAAAAAAUUCUUAGUGUAUAUAAAGUUAUUUCUCAUAUUUUUCUUGUCAUCACAAAUUACGUGUAUGUCCUAUAUUGACAUCAUGACAUGUAUUGCAUGAGUACAUCCCAUUAUUUCAUCCCAUGUAAUUGAAUAAAACAUCA